Aureobasidium melanogenum CBS 110374 is the source of this 1824-nucleotide messenger RNA. RefSeq names its product terpenoid synthase. Gene Ontology annotation, biological process: biosynthetic process. The coding region runs from base 1 to 1824 and encodes 607 amino acids. Gene Ontology annotation, molecular function: geranylgeranyl diphosphate synthase activity; intramolecular lyase activity. The transcript has 3 exons. The record is from RefSeq and is a predicted model, not a curated record. NCBI's taxonomy places the organism in Eukaryota, Fungi, Ascomycota, Dothideomycetes, Dothideales, Saccotheciaceae.
AUGGGCUACGACUAUGCGCUUGUGCACGUCAAGUACACAAUUCCUCCUGCAAUUGCCUUGACUCUACUCUACCGACCUCUUCUGACUCGUCUUGAUGUCUACAAGAUCCUCUUCCUUGUCACUAUUGCCCUUGUCACCACAACUCCAUGGGACUCCUACUUGAUCCGCACCCGCAUCUGGUCAUAUCCUGAAGACGCCGUCAUUGGACUCAAACUCUUCGAUAUCCCAUUGGAGGAGGUCUUCUUCUUCAUUAUUCAGACCUACAACACUUCGCUCCUGUACCUGCUUUGCAGCAAGCCUACCUUCCACCCCGUCUAUCUGCGCCGCCAGGAGAAGAAUGAUCGCUGGAAGUACAUCAAGUUGGCCGGUCAACUUGUCCUUGGUCUGCUCCUCAAGAAAGCCAUGAACUUGGUCAAAGAUGAAGGCGCCGGGACAUAUAUGGGUCUGAUUCUUGCAUGGGCCGUUCCCUUUUUGCUUUUGCUGUGGUCGCUGGCAUAUCAGUUCAUUCUUGGUCUGCCCAUUACCAAUACUCUCCUGCCAAUCGCUCUUCCGACCUUGUACCUCUGGUCUGUCGAUACACUGGCUCUUCGAAGAGGAACGUGGGUCAUCGAAUCUGGUACGAAGCUUGGAACACACCUAUGGCCUGGUUUGGAAAUAGAGGAGGCCGUCUUCUUCCUUCUCACGAAUACGCUCAUCGUUUUUGGGCUUGUAGCCUUUGACAAUGCUGUCGCCAUUCUUAACGCUUUCCCAUCCCAUUUCCCUUCCGUACCCGCCCUUCCUUCGCCUCCACUCCUGGUCCAGGCCCUACUGCUCCCGGCUGGUGCAUACGACGAAGACCGUAUCGAGGGCUUGUCUGAAGCUGUUAAGCGCCUCCAUCAGAAAAGCCGCAGUUUCUAUCUGGCUAGUGCAGCAUUCUCUAGCCGCCUAAGAGUGGACUUGAUCGUGCUGUACUCAUUCUGUCGCGUGGCUGAUGACCUGAUUGACAAUGCCGCCUCAGGCCUCGAAGCGCGCAGCUGGAUCAAACGUCUUCGUACCUUCCUGGACCUUUCAUACAAAGUUAAGGACCCGAUGGCGCAUGAUCAAAACAUUGGAAGUAUUGUCCGUCAUGUUGUCACUGAAUUCCCUCGGAGCACGCAUACCGCAUUGCUACAAUUGCCCACUUCGCGCCUCUCUUCUAAACAUCUUUAUGAGCUUCUCAAAGGGUUCGAGAUGGAUCUAGGAUUUCAGACAAGUAAAGGAGCCCAACCUUCUGCCUUCCCUAUAAAAUCGAAACAUGAUCUGGACACUUAUUCGUCACGGGUUGCUGGCACGGUAGCUGCCAUGUGUAUUGAGCUCAUUUUCUUCCACUAUCCCGGGGAAGUAUCGCCCACUCUACAAGAGCAGAUAUUGGAUGCCGGAAACACUAUGGGAAUAGCGCUUCAGUACACCAAUAUCGCGCGUGAUAUCAACACGGAUGCUCUGAUGCAGCGCGUCUACCUGCCGACAAGCUGGCUAAAGGAGGAGAACCUGACACCGGAACAAGCGAUUCAGGUUUUCACGAUCAUGGAUGCCAAACCCGUCCUUGGCGCUGAGGAUCAAUUGUUUGUGUCGAAGCUUGAACGACUGCGGAACCGUUUGUUAGAGCGAUCAUUUGCAUUGUACGAGGACUCGCGUGGUGCAAUUGACAAGCUGCCGUCAGAAGUACGUGGACCUAUGCGUGUUGCUACGGAGAGCUACAUGGAGAUCGGACGGACGUUGAAGCGACCGGGCUACAGGGGCAGGAAAGGAAAGGCAACAGUAGACGGCUGGCGAAGAUUGGCAGUGGCUUGGAAAGCGCUGCAGUGA